Molecule: messenger RNA, 814 nt
Organism: Chanos chanos (milkfish)
Lineage: Eukaryota; Metazoa; Chordata; Actinopteri; Gonorynchiformes; Chanidae
Gene: c6h1orf159
Product: chromosome 6 C1orf159 homolog
Exons: 8
Coding region: 10-606 (198 amino acids)
Source: RefSeq, a predicted model, not a curated record
GAUUUCAUCAUGAUCAGAGCGCAUUACAUCCUCAUUGUCGGAGCUGGACUUUUUGUUUUUAAAAUUCCACCUGGGAAGGCUCUUCUGGAAAACACCAGCGACUGUUGUGGGAAAAAUCAGAGAGUAAAUGGAACUUGCCUGAAUGCCACUCAGUGUGAUUCAAUGAUGUGUCCACAUGUUCUGGAGAACAACACUGUUGUAUGUGUUCACUGUGACUCAGUCUUAUCGGACCUGGAGAACUCCACAGCGUGCAACAACUCAAGGACCAACGAUCGCACCUUCAUAUCUACUGUGCUUAAGAUUGGAGAAGGUGGGCCAGGUGUGGCAGCCUCUGUCCUUCUGGGAACUUUACUCCUCAGUCUCUUCCUCAUCCUGUCUGUCGCCUCCUUCUUCUACCUCAAACGCUCCAACCGACUCCCCGGGCUCUUCUACAGGCGCAACAAAGCCUUCAUAUUCCAACCCAGUGAGGCAGCUGUCAUGAUACCUACGACCACAUCUUCCGGACGGAAACCGAGAUACGUCAGGCGAGAGAGGCCCUCGGCGACACCAGCCACCGGCGCCGCUACCAUAGCAACGGGGGCUGUAACCAAAGUGUAUAACGUGUGAUAAGUGGGUGGGACUCAGCUACGCAGGCUGGCGCUGAUGCAGGCGGCUUCUGGAAUCUGCCAGUCCAUCAGCGUUUCCUGGUCGGACCUUCUACCACUUUGUUUCCAGACCAGCUGUUGAAUUUAUUUUUCUUCUUCUUCUUUUUCUCUUGUCCGAGAUGUGCUAGUGACAGUAAGAAGCUAGCAUUAGCCUUUAUACCGAAAGCCUG